AUGCUGACGCGGAGAUUGAGCACAACUUUCGCUCUUGGUGCUCGCACUUCCACUUCUUCCCUCUCAUCACCCCAACCGUGCCGUGGGGUGCAAUCGUCCACCUCCCGUCAACAAGGUCAGAACACUCCCAUCUUGACCCUGGCGCAGCCCGCAGGCGCUUCAAGUAAUUCCGCUCUGUAUUCUCCGCUCGCGCGCGUCACGGGACUCCCCGAUCCAAGCACCCACCACCGCCCCCCCUCACACGUCGCGUCGGGCCUUCCAGACUCGGCCUUCUCCUACAUUGUACCCUCCAACGUCGAUCAGCGCGGGGCACAGACAGCUGAAGGCUUCCGCACUAAUUGCUCGCCUAUCUCGCCGGACAUCGACACUUUCGCUACGCCAGUGCUCUCACGCGCCGCCUCGACUUCACGACGUGGAUCAAUUCCGGGAAACUCAUCCGACGUGUACGAGCCGAGCCUUGUGCAUGGGAUCUGGCCAGCGAAUGCUAGGCAUCCGACGUCGCUUCCACCCCCGCCUCGAAGCCCCUCUGGGUCCGCAGGCCGACGCCGUGGAGAGGAGCUGA
Messenger RNA from Ceraceosorus bombacis, 562 nucleotides. The record is from the annotation of a GenBank genome assembly. Lineage: Eukaryota; Fungi; Basidiomycota; Exobasidiomycetes; Ceraceosorales; Ceraceosoraceae.